AUGGCUCGCAGCAUUCUUGUUCGCAUGCUUUCCUCUCUCCUCCUCCUCGCCUUUCUCGCCCCUCUCGCGUCGGCGCAAGCUCUCGCCAUUUACAAGGAAUCCGACAAGUAUAAGUACCAAGGAUGCUUCAAUGAGACGAACGACCUGCCCGAGACAGCCCGUGAGCGCGCCCUUUCGAACGGCGCCAGCAAGGUCUUCGACAUGAACGCCAACAUGACGGUGCCGAUAUGCCUCAGCUUCUGCAGCAAUGGGACGGAUAAGGAGUACAAGUACGCUGGUGUCGAAUAUUCUCGCGAGUGCUGGUGUUCACAGAAGCUCUCGAGUCUGGCGACGAAACUCGACGACUCGGCGUGUGACACUCCCUGUGACGGCAACAAGAACGUGGCGUGCGGAGGCGCCUUGAAGCUCAAUGUAUACAUGAUCGAGAGCGGAGGCGCUCGGGUUAUGGCCACGGCUUGGGUUCUACUGUUCGCCGGAGCAUCCGUGUUCUUCUCUCUAUGA
This is a messenger RNA of Colletotrichum truncatum, 501 nucleotides long. RefSeq lists its product as uncharacterized. NCBI's taxonomy places the organism in Eukaryota, Fungi, Ascomycota, Sordariomycetes, Glomerellales, Glomerellaceae. The record is from RefSeq and is a predicted model, not a curated record. Gene Ontology annotation, cellular component: plasma membrane.